Hyaena hyaena (striped hyena) is the source of this 2043-nucleotide messenger RNA. RefSeq names its product NAD(P)HX dehydratase (gene NAXD). NCBI's taxonomy places the organism in Eukaryota, Metazoa, Chordata, Mammalia, Carnivora, Hyaenidae. Gene Ontology annotation, biological process: metabolite repair. Bases 21 to 1205 code for a protein of 394 amino acids. The transcript is spliced from 11 exons. The record is from RefSeq and is a predicted model, not a curated record. Gene Ontology annotation, molecular function: ATP-dependent NAD(P)H-hydrate dehydratase activity.
UCGCUCUCGGCCUUGCGGGCAUGGCCGCUCGGGCGGGGGCCGGGGCUGUGGUCGCCGGCGCUGCCGUGGUCGCGCUGCUGUCGGCCGCGCUCGCGCUCUACGGGCCGCCGCUGAACGCAGUUUUAGAAAGAGCGUUCUCAUUGCCUAAAGCACACUCGAUAAAGGAGAUGGAGAGCACCCUUCAGCUGGUGAGGAGCAUCAUCCCUCCUCUCACCGCCCAGAAGCACAAAGGCCAGGACGGAAGGAUAGGCGUGGUCGGCGGCUGCCAGGAGUACACCGGAGCCCCCUACUUCGCCGCCAUCUCCGCUCUCAAAGUGGGCGCAGAUCUGUCGCACGUGUUCUGCACCCGGGAGGCUGCGCCUGUGAUCAAGUCAUACAGCCCGGAGCUGAUCGUUCACCCUGUUCUCGACAGCCCCAGCGCCGUGCAGGACGUGGAGAGGUGGCUGCCCCGGCUGCACGCCCUGGUUGUGGGACCCGGCCUGGGUAGAGACGACCUUCUUCUCGAAAACGUGAAGGGCAUUUUAGAAGCAUCCAAGGCCAGGGACGUCCCCGUCGUCAUCGACGCAGACGGGCUGUGGCUCCUCGCUCGGCACCCGGCCCUCGUCCACGGCUACCGGAAGGCCGUUCUCACCCCCAACCACGUGGAAUUCCACAGACUCUGGGAAGCCGUGCUGAGGGACCCCGUGGACAGCAGUGACCAUCGUGAGGCAGUACGGAGACUCAGCCAGGCCCUGGGGAACGUGACCGUGGUCCAGAAAGGGGAGCGGGACGUGAUCUCUGACGGCGAGCACGUGCUCGAGUGCGCCCACGAGGGCAGCGGCCGCAGGUGUGGCGGCCAGGGGGACCUGCUGGCGGGCGCGCUGGGCGUCCUGCUGCACUGGGCGCUGCUCCCCGGGCCCAAGAAGACGAACGGAGGCAGGACUGGGAGCCGCAGGCUGGGCUCACGUUCCCAGGCAGAGCUGCAGAGUGCAGGCGGGUCCCCCCCUCCCCAGGCCUCACCCUCUCCUCCACACGCGUCGUGGGAUGCUGGGGGCCACACGGGCUGGGGUGGGAUGUCCCAGGUCCAGCCCUCUGCUCCUGGCCGCCCUGGGGGCCUGCGCUCUCACCCGCCAGUGCGGCCACCAGGCCUUCAAGAAGCACGGCCGCUCCACCACCACCACCGACAUGGUCGCGGAGAUUGGGCCCGCGUUCCGGAGACUCUUUGAAACCUGAGCCUGGGCCGUGGGAGGCAGGCAGCACCAAGGACGGGGACACUGCGUUUGUUGCCGGAGCCCCAUCACAUGUCCCCGUCCUCGUGGUAGGAGAGCAGUAUGAGCCACAGGUUGGUUUUUGGCCUAAAUCCGUAGCUGGAGGUGUUAAGGGGACACUGAACAGGAUUCUGGAACUUUGACUGCUCAGCAGGGACAGAGGGAAAGUGAAGAGAUGCGCACAGUGCCGGCCACUGACCGCUGUGGGGACUUGCUUUCCUUCCCACCUUUGGCCUGCUUCUGCGAGGAGCUCCCCAUGUUACGUAUCCCCUCAUGGGGGUCCCAUCGGUCCCAUCCAAAUAGCUGCACAGUGACGAGCUGUGCUUUUCAGCCUUGAGGCCCACGGCGGUGUGGCCUUCAUUGUCUCGCUCAUGUUUGCUUUUUAAACGGUGAUUUGGUUGAAACUGGGCAGAGAUAAGCGGUGGUGGUUUGGGGCUGAUUGGUUGAAGGAUUUCAGAAUAAUCCGUGAUCGGUUUUGGAGGCCACGACCCUGACUGCACGGGGCCCUCCUGCUCGGAGCUGGUGUGUCGUCCAGAAUUGAGGUCUGGGAGACGCCUGCUCAGUUGCUGCUGGGCAGUGGCUUGUGCCCCGUGUGGUUCCUUCAAAGGUCUGUGGGCUCUGACUAGGGAAAUACUGUGUGACCUCUGACCCCAUGUGGCUCCUUCCUUUAAAACCACGUUUCUUAAAAACUGCUCCCCCUUGUUUCAGGUGUACCUUUGGAAACUUCUGUUUUUUCCUCUGGGGAAUUCUGUCUAAAUCCUGGUAACUAUUAAAAGGCAAAUCUGAUUUAUUUCAA